Messenger RNA from Rhododendron vialii, 1552 nucleotides. RefSeq lists its product as uncharacterized. The coding region runs from base 425 to 1087 and encodes 220 amino acids. The record is from RefSeq and is a predicted model, not a curated record. The transcript is spliced from 6 exons. Lineage: Eukaryota; Viridiplantae; Streptophyta; Magnoliopsida; Ericales; Ericaceae.
CAAACAACGUAAGCGCAGACGCACAAGUUAUGUUCGUGUGGAACCGCGCCCACCGAACGACCUGGACGGCGCCACGUGUUCGAAUCGCAAACCACACGAGGACACGCGUCUCCAUCUACUUCCCCGUACCAGGGAAUAAAACCCCACCAAACGACGUCUUCCCAUAGAUAGUUCCAUGUUCUUUCUCUCUCUGGAUAAGCCCAUCGAGAUAUAUAUAUAUAGAGAGAGAGGGGAUGCACAUUGAGCUUCUCCACUUUCUCCAUCUUUCUCUCUCCUCUUCUGUAUCAGGACCAUAAUCUUCCUCCGAUUCGAGAACAUUGGGAACCGGUACGCUCCUAAUUUCGGUCCUCUUUGGUGGAGUCCCCUUUUCCAUGAUCAGGCUCGUUGAGUGUGAGAAUCUUUAACAGAAAAUCAUAAAAAUAGUAUGAGCACUAGGGGUUCAAGGGGACCUCCUCUACAAGGGUAUGUGAGGACUGGGAGGAAGAGGAAGAUGGUACUAGAUGUGGACCUUAAUGUGCCACCGGCCGAUAACCUGGGUCAGGAGGGCACUUCAGCUCAUUCUGCCACUCUCAAUGUGCAAAAUGGCCAACAAAGAGGAUCUGUGCCCCCUGUACCAAUUGAUGUUGAGGCGUUUGAUGACGAUGUUGUUAUAUCCUCACCCAGGGCUUUUGCAGAAGCUAGAAACAAUGUUAGAAGAAGUCGUCAGAGCACUGUUCUAGUGGAUGUAGAUCCAGAUGGAGGGGCGGAUAGGGCUGCUCCCAGUAGUCGCAACAAGCGGAGGAGAGUUCCUGCAAACCAAGCAAUCAUAAAUUGUGACCUUUACAUAAAUUUGGAGGCGAGUAGCAAACCUAUGAGAGAGAAUGUUCAGAUUGCUGAACCAUACCCCCCGAAGCCGCCGAAGGAGCCCACUUUUAGUUGUCCAAUAUGCAUGGGACCAUUGGUUGAGGAGAUGACAACGAAGUGUGGUCAUAUAUUCUGUAAGCCGUGCAUUAAGGCCGCAAUAACUGUUCAGGGUAAGUGCCCUACUUGUCGAAGAAAAGUCACCGCUAGAGAUAUCCACAGGGUCUACCUUCCUACAACCAAUUGAACAAGGCUCUUGGUGUUUUCUGGUGUCCAAAAAAGGAAGGUGAGUACUGGCUGCUUUCCAACAUACAGGCUGUUUUCCAAGAUUCCUGAAAGAAAUUGAAAUGAAACAUUGGUUUCGUCCGUCGUCUGUUCCCCGAAUUUCAUCUUCUCUGGGAUCGCAAUGCGAGAGUUUGUGGAGAUUACAGACUGUAAAUUACUGUAGGCAUUUAGUUUCCAUUAGGAACCAAUACUCUUGGUCAGUGAUUGGCUUGGCUUAUAUGUAUCGGAUGGUUCUAUUUAAAUUGUUGUUCAAUAAUUGUAGUGUUUUUUAGCUUACAUAUAUGGUCUUUCAGAGAUUAGAUUAGAAGUCGGGGAUCAACGAAAAAUCUCUCUGUAUUCCGUAUGGUAUUUCGUUCUUAUGAUCUGAUAGAUGGAACGAAUUGAAUGGUAGAGUUGAAAAUGGUGAAAGUGCAACUAAUUUAUGCCA